AGAGAGAGAGAGAGAGAGAGAUGGCAUCGGGGUGGGGAAUCACAGGGAACAAAGGAAGAUGCUACGAUUUUUGGAUGGAUUUCAGCGAGUGCAUGUCUGGAUGCCGAGAGCCCAAGGACUGUUCUCUUCUCCGUGAAGACUAUCUUGAAUGCCUUCACCACGCCAAAGAGUACCAACGAAGGAACCGGGUAUAUAAAGAGGAGCAGCGUCAAAUAAGAGCAGCUGCACAAAAGGCAAAAGGGGAAGGUGGAGAUGUUGUUCAUCUUUAAUUCUUGAAUUUAUCAUAAACCUAUUGGGAAUUUAUCAUAAACCUAUUGGAGUUGCAAAUAUUGGUUAAGUUGUGCAAUCUCAUUUUUAUGAGGGUUUGAUAUGAUUUAAUGCUAAGCUCCUUUUGUUGUUCCCAAAUGAAUCAACAUUUGAUUUUUUGCAAAUUUGGAAGGAUAUUGUCAAUCUGUACUUCCUUUAUGAUAGUAAUGCAUAAUGUUGCUUAUGAAACAUGUGUUGUCUUCCAAUAAUAUUUGCUGCAUUUCUAUCACUUGUUCAUAGUUAGUGAACAACAAAGCUCUGGUUCUUGCAAUCUACUCUGCAUUUCAGCAGUGUAUUUCAGUUGUGUUGAUGUUAUAUGUUACCUUGGGCAAGGAGUUUUUGAGUGGUAAGUAGCUUUGGCCACAGUGAAAAUCAUAUUGAUUUGAAAAGAAGAAAAAUGUGUUUAUUGAAAUGUAGACGAACUUUUAUUGUGUAGUUAGUCUGACUGUCUGAGUAAGGCUGUGUGAAGAAACCGUUGUGCAGGUGAUUGUUGGGUCAUUCAAGUGAAAUCUCCUGUCUCAUCUACGAUCAAUACAAGGAUGGAAUCCCCUUUCUCUGGUCGCACCUGAAGAUUUCUCCAAGCAGAACUUGAGUCUGAUUAUGCCAUGCAUGCGCGCACUUGUCCAGUCUCUGGCAGUGAAUAGUAGUUACUCAAGCUAACAAGUCAUCUUCGAAGACUUGGCUGCAAGGUUAGAUCUUGUCUUUGAAACAUGAAAUUUUUGGUAGCUUGAUCUUCUCAUAUUUUGAUGAUGCACGGGGUGAUAGCCACCGGCUGGUUUUUUGUUAUUGUUCGUAGCGUAGAAACUCUCAUCACAAGUAAUUCUACUGUUGUUUUUUGUUCCUGUUAGUGACAUAGAAUCAUCUCGUCACAAGUAGUUGAUUAAUG
Ilex paraguariensis (yerba mate) is the source of this 1192-nucleotide messenger RNA. The record is from the annotation of a GenBank genome assembly. Lineage: Eukaryota; Viridiplantae; Streptophyta; Magnoliopsida; Aquifoliales; Aquifoliaceae.